This is a messenger RNA of Sabethes cyaneus, 1823 nucleotides long. Its product is annotated as major facilitator superfamily domain-containing protein 8-like. Gene Ontology annotation, cellular component: lysosomal membrane. NCBI's taxonomy places the organism in Eukaryota, Metazoa, Arthropoda, Insecta, Diptera, Culicidae. Gene Ontology annotation, molecular function: transmembrane transporter activity. The record is from RefSeq and is a predicted model, not a curated record. The coding region runs from base 282 to 1763 and encodes 493 amino acids. The transcript is spliced from 3 exons. Gene Ontology annotation, biological process: transmembrane transport.
UGCCGAUUGAUUAUGUUUGGUUCUGGGAUACAGGCUGUCCCAAUUGACAGGUUUCUAUCGCGUGCUUGAUAGAGAGUUGUCUUAUCGGUGACGAAUGACGAUCGAGAAUUAAUCUGGAACUGGACUUUAUUGCCGUGAAGGCGUUAAUUGCAUGUGCCAUGAAAAGACUCUGGCAACGAUUCUUCGGUGUCAGAGUAGGUUGCGGCUCUGAUCGGUGAGCAUCUUCUGCAGCCGGUACUUGUUGCACUUACAAUUAGUAAUUUCUAGUUCAAAUAAGAAAAAUGGGACUCUUUGCCAAGACUUUUGGGAUACAGCAACCGGAAAGUGAGCGUUUGCGGGGCAUAGAGACUGAGACCGAGUACCGGCAACGAUGGAUUUCUAUACGAGUGAUGUAUUUUACCGCGUAUUUGGUGUACGUAGGAUUUGGAAUUGCAGCAACCUGUUUGUGGCCGUAUUUGAGAACUCUGGAUCCGGAAGCUGGAAAGGUGUUUUUGGCUUAUUUGUUUGCAAUGCCCUCUGUUUUGCAGCUUGUGGGCAGCCCGGUGCUUGGUUGGUGGAGUAACAAAUUAUCUUCCGUUAGAUAUUUGAUAAUUCCAUUCCUGGUAUGCUUCAUCGUUGGACAAAUAAUUUACGCGCUUGCAGAGGAAUUUUCGAGUCACCAAAAAUAUGUGAUUUUGACAUCAAGAGUGUUGGUGGGAGUUUCGAUGAUAUCCUGCUCCAUUUACCGCUCUUACAUAUCCGCGGCUACUACCGUGGCCGAGCGAACUCGUACAACGUCGUAUCUGUCGUUAGCGCACGUAGCUGGCCUGUUGAGUGCCUCGGUUCUGCAACCGUUUUUCUCUGCUCUGGGGGAAGAAGGAUUCCGCAUUCCAGGAUUAUUUCGUAUCAAUAUGCACACCUCGGUGGGCUGGUUUUGUGCACUGCUAGGAGUCAUAAAUUUGAUUCUAAUGAUGCCAUUCAUUUUUAAAGAUUUCAACAUUGCGUUGAAAGAGGCAACCGUGACUAAUGGGACAGGUUUAACGAAAAACCGUGCCCACCUGAUGAAGCUGCGAGGGCUACCGAUCACCCUAAUGUGCGUGGCUUUCGCUUUACUGAUGUUCGUUUAUGCGGCGUUCCAAACACUCCUUUCCCCGGUAGCUCUGGAUCAGUUCGGCUGGACCAACGAAGAAUCAUUGUUCUACCUAGGUAUUUUAAUGACAGCCGGUGCCCUAAUAUCCUGUGUGUUGUUCCUCUUGCUGGACCCAUUGUGCAAACGUUUCGGCGAAACCAAUGUCCUUGUGUAUGGCGCUAUGUUAGCGCUGUUCCUUAGUCAAUUGUUGAUGAUUCCGGUUGGGUCGACAUCAAUUAGUGAUUCAGUGGAUUCCGUUAAUGGUACCAUUGGCUGUCCUAUAUCUCAGGAAUGGUGUCAGUCAACACCGCCCGUUAGCAUAGCACAAUUUACGAUUUCGUAUACUCUGUUGUGUGUGUCAUUUUCCAUCGGAACAACGCUGAGUCAGGCAGUAUUCUCGAAGCUGCUCGGUCCACGCCCUCAGGGAACGUGGAUGGCACUGUUGACCUGUGCGGGAAGUGCGGCUCGAAUUGUAGGUCCUGGUUCUGUCACUUUGUAUGUCAUACUAGGAACGUACUGGACAUUCGGAGCAAGUGCAAUACUCUGUGGAGCGAUCUUCCUCUGGAUGUGGGUGUAUCGAAAUAGCUUACAACCGACACCGCCGCCUACGGCAGAUACAGCAGAAGAACUCAAAGUACUUAAUACUAAACAAUAGUAGGUCCGACUAAAGUAGCUGUGAUCUAUAAUUAUAUAAUAGUGAAUAAAUUCAUUUUAC